GGCGACGGCGACGGCGGCGGCGACAUGGAGAGCGGGGCCUACGGCGCGGCCAAGGCGGGCGGCUCCUUCGACCUGCGGCGCUUCCUGACGCAGCCGCAGGUGGUCGUGCGGGCUGUGUGCAUGGUCUUCGCGUUGAUAGUGUUCUCCUGCAUCUUCGGCGAGGGCUACAGCAACAAGCACGACUCCCAGCAGCUGUACUGCGUGUUCAACCACAACGAGGACGCCUGCCGCUACGGCAGCACCAUCGGGGUGCUGGCCUUCCUGGCCUGCGCCUUCUUCUUUGUGGUUGACGUCUACUUCCCCCAGAUGAGCAACGCUACUGACCGCAAGUACCUGGUCAUCAGCGACCUGCUCUUCUCAGCUCUCUGGACCUUCCUGUGGUUUGUUGGUUUCUGCUUCCUUACCAACCAGUGGGUGGCUACCAGGCCGAAUGACGUGGUGGUAGCAGCCGACUCGGCCCGCGCGGCCAUCACCUUCAGCUUCUUUUCCAUCUUCUCCUGGGGCCUGCUGGCCUUCCUGGCCUACCAGCGCUACAAGGCCGGUGUAGACGACUUCCUCCCCAACUACGUGGACCCCACCCCAGACCCCAGCACGUCCUACGCCUCCUACCCGGGCCCGACUGUGGACAACUACCAACAGCCACCGUUCACCCAGAACGCAGAGGCCACCGAGGGCUACCAGCCGCCCGUUGUGUACUGAGCGCAGCCGGGGAUGGUAAGGGGCGCAGAGGGGGUGCCUGGGGCCGCCCCUCCAUCCUGGACUCCAUCCACGAGGCUUGCCCGCCGGAGCUUCCGGCCCCUCGGUCCCGUGCGGUGCCCAUCUGUCCACACAUAGCCUGGCCUGAAGUGCCCGCGCCCAGGGCUGCCCCGACCCCUCAAGGGCAUUUUUUAGAGAAGGGUUUUUCUCCAGUUUGUCAUCGCCUCUCAUGAUCCGCAGCCCCGCCUGGUAGCCAGAAGUGCCUGACACACUGCUCUCACAAGUGCCUUAGCCUUUCCCAAACUCAGGAGCCGGGCCCCGGCCGCGGUGCCCAGUGGCUUGGGGUUCUCUGCCAAAGAGGAGGCGGGGGGCCUCCCACUGCUCUGUCACUGGUGCGGGGCUGGGCCUCCCCUUCUCACUCAGGUCUGUUGCCCGCCCCCCCCCCCCUGGCCGACGCCUGCCCCCGAGUGUGUGGCCUGCUCCCUGCUGCUGGCUCUGGGGUCACUGCCGUGCACCAGGGCCUCUGGGCCUUCUCCCUGACAGCCAUGGGGUAGGGCUGCUGUCCACCCGGGGAACACUGGGCAGCACUUCCUGCCCCAGGGCCUUCCCAUCACUCCCGCCCGCCCCCCAGCAGGGAGUGGCUUUGCCUGACAACACCCAGCUUUAUGUAAAUAGUCUGCCACUGUUCGUUGGGCGGUGUGGGGUGCACCCACAGCCCCCUCAGGUUCUGUUAUAGACUGUUUGGAGAUGGAAUAAAUGUUUUUCUCAUUCAUAA
Pteronotus mesoamericanus is the source of this 1471-nucleotide messenger RNA. RefSeq names its product synaptogyrin 2 (gene SYNGR2). The record is from RefSeq and is a predicted model, not a curated record. Gene Ontology annotation, cellular component: neuromuscular junction; synaptic vesicle membrane. The transcript has 4 exons. NCBI's taxonomy places the organism in Eukaryota, Metazoa, Chordata, Mammalia, Chiroptera, Mormoopidae. Bases 25 to 699 code for a protein of 224 amino acids.